Candida dubliniensis CD36 is the source of this 855-nucleotide messenger RNA. It is a transcript of the gene DPP2, whose product is annotated as phosphatidate phosphatase. NCBI's taxonomy places the organism in Eukaryota, Fungi, Ascomycota, Pichiomycetes, Serinales, Debaryomycetaceae. The transcript has a single exon. Gene Ontology annotation, molecular function: phosphatidate phosphatase activity. The record is from RefSeq and is a predicted model, not a curated record. The coding region runs from base 1 to 855 and encodes 284 amino acids. Gene Ontology annotation, biological process: phospholipid metabolic process.
AUGACUUUCCUCAACCCGUCCUCAAUAGUUAAAUAUACACAAAGUAGUCAAUUUCAUGAUUUCAUUCCUGACUGGAUAGUUGCGACUGUAACAGUAGUAUUCUUUUUUUCAGUUGCAGAGACUGCACUUCCAUUCCAAAGGCAGUUUUCCCUUGAUGAUUUGACUAUUUCCCAUCCAUUUGCAAUUAAAGAACGGGUUUCUGGAAUUUUGUGUAUUGAAAUUGCAGCAUUUGUUCCAUUAUUUGUAAUUCUAGCAUCAUUAUUAGUAAAAUAUCAACAUGGGGCAUUUUCUUCCCAUCAACAAGCUUUGCACUGUCUACAAAUUAGUGUUUUAGGUUUGAUAAUAUCAUUGAGCUUAAAUGGAGUGAUCACAGAUAUACUUAAAAUUUGGAUAGCUCGACCAAGACCUGAUUUCUUGGAGCGUUGUGGUCCAGCACCAGGAACACCAUUACACCAGUUGGUAGACUCAAGUGUUUGUACUGCACCUUUGGGCAAAGCUUUGUUGGUUGAUGGUAUGAAAUCAACGCCAUCCGGACAUUCUUCGAUUAGUUUUGGUGGGUUGUUCUAUUUAACAUUAUGGCUAUCGGGACAAUUUAAGUUAUUCCAGAAUAGAGAAUCCCUGCGAUACGUUUACAAGUAUUUCCUUGCAUUUUCACCAUUAUCAUUAGCCACAUAUAUUGCAUUAAGUAGAACACAAGAUUAUCGACACCAUUUUACUGAUAUAGUGUUAGGAGGGGCAAUAGGUAUCAGUUUUGCCUGGUGGUCGUACCAUCAUUAUUUCAACAGACUCGUUUCAGAAGAGUCACACAAGCCUAUAGAUUCCGAAACCUUAACUGAACUGUUGUUACCACAUUAA